UUCUAAACUCUACACAGUAUGUAAGCUUCAAAAAGGAGUAAAUGUACAGUUGUACCUACUUGGUACCUCUCUAGCAUCAAUCAUGUUGACCAAUCAAUAAUACGGAUUCGUACCUCAUAUGCAAUGAUCGCCUGCUCAGAUCAGGCUUUCCCCCCAAUUGACCUUGCUGACUAGUCGACUAGCUGACGAUCUCAACGACAACUCAAAAGUGUACUUUUUCAUCUUCUAUGUUACCCUAUUUUCUUUCCAUGCACUAACGUGCAUUGCGUUUGCCCGUUAGUUGUUUUCAACGACUAUUCUCAAUCUCCGCAUUCCAAUCUGACUUAUAUCUUCUGACCAGUUUAUGAAAUCUGUGGUAAACUACAUCUACAUAAGCUGCUGCGACUAAGUCCUGGGAGAUUGGAGAAACCCGGCGGCGCACUUUACACUCGAGGAUUUAUCGAAUAUGCCCUUUGGAUCUCUCCCCAAUUUUCGAAGGCGACCGGCGACAGCGACGUCUUCCAGCGAUGGCCAAAAGGAAAACCCCCAGCCUAGCAUUGAAAACCCGGCCGUCUUAAAGAGGGAAACUAGAGCACGUCGUGUUUUUAUCGGGAUAUCAUGCUUCUGCUAUUUAAUAGCUAUUAUCUUCUUGAUUUUGGUUGAGAUAGGAAAUACGAGAAAUUCCCCGGUCAUACGUGACAUCUACUUCUUCAAACUCGAUCUUUCCGACAUUCUUCCCCAAUCUGCGCCGACAAGUUUGACUUUGCAAAACUCGAUCGCACGGACUCUAGGUUUGCACGAUUUCUAUCAGGUUGGCCUCUGGAAUUUUUGCGAAGGAUAUAAUACCGAUGGAAUCACACAUUGUUCAACCCCGGCUACUCUCUAUUGGUUCAACCCAGUAGAGAUCCUACUUGGCGAGUUAUUUUCUGGAGCUUCCAUCGCGUUACCUGCCGAAGUGAACGAAAUCUUGAACAUCUUACACAUCGCCUCGAAUAUCAUGUUCGGAUUUUUCAUUACUGGGUUGCUUCUAAACUUCGUUUUGAUGUGCCUGGCUCCAGUUGUCGUGUACUCGCGAUGGUGGAGCGGUCCUUUAGGUUUCCUCGCCUUACUUUCUACGCUGCUGGUGUUGAUAGCUAGCGCCCUUGGCACAGCCAUGUCCCUUAUCUUUAAAUACGCCUUGACAUCACAGACCGACCUAAACGUCAAUGCUGAUGUUGGUUAUAAGAUGCUUGCAUUUAUGUGGAUAGCAACUGGAUUUACAUUGAUUUCCUUUAUUAUCCAUGCUGGUUUAUGCUGUUGCUGUACAUCGCGCCGGGACAUCCGUACUGGGCGAAGGACCGCAAGGCAUGCUAACGAGGUUACAUCGAACGAGAAGAAAGGUAGGACGACAGCAGCCGCUUCGGAUUAAUGGUGGGAGGCCUUCGAGCCACUGGAUAGAGCAGACAUUUCUACGGAGAUUCUUACCGAGGAACUAGAAUAUUUCAUGUGUUUAAUCUUUACUAGGAUAGGUAGUGGUUAUAGACUAAGGGGACUGGGAUUGGAAGGACAUUCCAGGAAAAAUCAUUAGUAGCAUACUUUUAUCAAUCAAUCAGUCAAUUUACAAAUAGUUAAUAUAUGAUGGCGCGAGCAGUAUGUCUGAUUGGCCUAUAUGUG
This is a messenger RNA of Daldinia vernicosa, 1632 nucleotides long. Its product is annotated as SUR7/PalI family-domain-containing protein. The record is from RefSeq and is a predicted model, not a curated record. Gene Ontology annotation, cellular component: plasma membrane; cell cortex of cell tip. The transcript is spliced from 3 exons. Gene Ontology annotation, biological process: fungal-type cell wall organization. NCBI's taxonomy places the organism in Eukaryota, Fungi, Ascomycota, Sordariomycetes, Xylariales, Hypoxylaceae. The coding region runs from base 446 to 1387 and encodes 313 amino acids.